Scylla paramamosain (green mud crab) is the source of this 706-nucleotide messenger RNA. RefSeq names its product nucleosome-remodeling factor subunit BPTF-like. The transcript has 4 exons. Lineage: Eukaryota; Metazoa; Arthropoda; Malacostraca; Decapoda; Portunidae. The record is from RefSeq and is a predicted model, not a curated record. The coding region runs from base 298 to 660 and encodes 120 amino acids.
AUUUUUUUUUUUUUUUGUGUGUAACCACGCCUACACAGUGGCUGCCAAGGCUUACCCAUGAGUUAAGCCUUCUUUAGUUGGUAAUGAGGAAGGCGUGGGCUCUAGCAGUGGACACCCGAAGGCAGCAGUGGGUGAAAACAAGCAAAAUAAAGAAAAGUUUGGCUGUGAGAAGGUGCUAGACAGCCAGCCGUAGUGACGAGGAGGCAGGAAGGUACCACCACCAUCACCACCAUAGGGAAGUGACGGCGGUGGCUGUGGUGGUGGUGGUGGUGGUGGUGGUGGCAGUGGUGGUGUGUGAUGCCACAUGGGGUCUGCAGUCGCCGCGCCAACCACCCACGAGCCUCACGCACCACACGGACCCUUGAGAGGCGGACCGCUGCAGUGUGUGAUGUGACUCUGGACCACUUUGCCAACCGUGCAGGGAAGAUUGGUAGUGGUGGUGGUGGUGGUGGUGGCGGCAGCAGUGGUGGUGGUGGUGGUGGUGCUCGGAUGAAGAAGGAAAGCCUGACUACAGCAAUGAAGAAGUUGUCAGUAGUGAAGGACAGUGACGAGAGGCCUUGGGACGAGCAGGAUGAUGACGACGAAGACACCAUCAUCUGUAACGGUGAAGCUGAUGGUGAUGAUGGUGAAGAGAGAGAGAAGGGAGUCCUGGACAACUAAGAGAGGUGAGAGUGAGUGGUGUGUUGAUGAUGAGAGAGUGAGUGGU